AUGCAGCUUUUCGCUACCACAAGUCUCGGUUUUGCUUUGUUGAACAGCAUGGCAAGCGGCGCUGCUCUGCCUGAGCCGGCUCCUUUGCCUGCUGUCGGCGAUGUUAACCCCAUCAUUCCUCCUUCGAAACAGGAGACUUUGACAGGUCUCAAGGGCACUGAUGGAAAGCUCACCAUCGGACCAGAGCCUGUACCGGCCACGACCAGACUGGCCAAGCGUGCUGGACCCAUUGUUGUGGUAGUUGGAAUCGCCGGCACGGCAGCCGCUGGUAUCAUUGUCAAAAUGGCGAUCGAAAUUGGCGCUGAAACUAUCAAGAACUUGGGCGAGUGGAAUGAGGCUAGAGAGGCAUUCACCAAGAAAACCACUCAGGAGAUGUGGGACCGCAAUCCCGACUACGCAAAGUUUCCCGCGGCUGCUUGCUACAACAAGGGUUAUACCCUGGCGGACCCCGCCAAGAUCGAUGGUCUGCGCUCUGCCAAGUUUGAGCUGGGCCUGCUCAACACCGACUACGACUGCAUGUACAUCCAAGGAGGCAACCAGUUCAGGACCAACUCCGAGGGCGGUUACAUCAACCUUUCCUACACUUACGAUCCUACUCGUUGCACCUUCGAGGGCAGCGGCGAUCUGACCUGCAAAUAA
This is a messenger RNA of Verticillium alfalfae VaMs.102, 639 nucleotides long. RefSeq lists its product as hypothetical. NCBI's taxonomy places the organism in Eukaryota, Fungi, Ascomycota, Sordariomycetes, Glomerellales, Plectosphaerellaceae. The record is from RefSeq and is a predicted model, not a curated record. The coding region runs from base 1 to 639 and encodes 212 amino acids. The transcript is spliced from 5 exons.